CCGACGCCACUCUAUCAAGCUAAGCGCCAAGCCGACACAGAUACGUGGUUAACGUUGAUAAGGCGGCUUUUAAUUUGUCAGGGUGACCCCGGAAAAAAAUCAAAAGUUCGAGUUCAGCUCCCGCUCUCCUAGGCAAUGGACAGAGGGAAGUGGGAGAAGACGCUCAGCUGUUUUCAGGCGUCUGCACGCGGAUACAUGGUGAGAAAGGAAGUCCGGCGUGCACGAGAAGACUUUGAAGACGUCGUGAGAGAGAUCGAUGGAGGCUUGACUCAUUUAGAGUGGAGGGAGACAGUCAUUCCCAUUCCCCACUUCACAGACACUGACGGUCCGUUUCCACGACCCAGCAGCACUGCUAAAGGACUAGAUAUCUGUGCCAAUCCCCAGAGCCCAUCAGCAGCAGGAGUGUCAUCGGGGGAGAGGCGAGAUCAUCCUGCCCUGUCAGAGAAGAUAGAAGCAGAGAGAGAUGAUCCACAAGUCAGAGACCAGACCUCUCAUUCUAAGGACUGUUUCCCCAGCAGCAAUGAUAAAGGGGACAGAGAGAAAGAAAAUACAAUGGUGUAUAAAGAUGGAGAGGUGAUGGAAAGCACAGGAGACUCCACUCCCGUCUGGAGCAGUUUGGAGCUGGACAUGAACUAUGGUCACUCUAACAAAGGUUCCCGACAGUACUGCUUGGCCCAGGAGGUGCCCUGUACCCCAGAGGCGCUCCGUCUCCACAGGAACACCCUGACCAUGGAGCUGCUCUGGCUCCAACAGGCCAUUGACAGCAGGAAAAAGUACUUGUCACUGAAGAACAGACUGAGUGUUUCCUGACAGAAGCAGUAAUCUGAACUGGACUUGUUGAUGUGAGACUGAAGGCUUGACUGCUUUCAGUCACCUGAACUCAUUAAUGUUCCAUCUACUCAAGCCAUUAUUUUAUACUCAUACAUAACAAUUAAUUGUAUUUAUCAUGUGAUUGGCUGUACAUUGUGUAUGUCAUUUUCUCUAUGUUAAAUAAUGAAUAAAAUAUAUUUUUUGUAAAAUUCUG
Acanthopagrus latus (yellowfin seabream) is the source of this 1024-nucleotide messenger RNA. RefSeq names its product IQ motif containing C (gene iqcc). The record is from RefSeq and is a predicted model, not a curated record. The transcript is spliced from 5 exons. NCBI's taxonomy places the organism in Eukaryota, Metazoa, Chordata, Actinopteri, Spariformes, Sparidae. Gene Ontology annotation, molecular function: protein binding. Bases 136 to 810 code for a protein of 224 amino acids.